Molecule: messenger RNA, 456 nt
Organism: Colletotrichum aenigma
Lineage: Eukaryota; Fungi; Ascomycota; Sordariomycetes; Glomerellales; Glomerellaceae
Exons: 5
Coding region: 1-456 (151 amino acids)
Source: RefSeq, a predicted model, not a curated record
AUGAUAACUGGUGAUGUCUCGGACAGUUGCCAAGACAGUCUGGUUUCUCUGGUCUCUGAAAGUAAUAAUGUUGCGCUUUCAGAUAUAUGGGAGCCAAAGAGCGACGAACAUAACGAGAUGGAGCGGCAAAAUCUGGCAGUGGGUGAAGGGGCGUUCGGAGUUUCUCACUCGAAAAAAGCGACCGAAACCCGGGACGACAUCGGAGUCCAGGUCAGCAGAGAUUACUUAGAGGCCACCCGCAUCUACGAAUUUGUGCAUUUGCCAACCCUUGACCUUUGCAAACAGGCACCGGAGCUGUUGGGAGCUUUGAUAUCGAUAGGCGCAAUUCAAGCAGAAUCGACAGUGGCCCGAAAAUUUGGAUAUGCAAUGCAGGAAGUUGUGAGAGCGUCAGCCUUCGACAGUUGGGAAGGAAAUAAUGCCGCGCGGAAGCCUGUUCGAAAGCUGCUGAAGUUCUGA